GGGAUGGAGAGAAACAGGAAGAUGGGGCCGAGAUGGGGAAGUUGAGAGUACGUUGGGCUCUUUUUUCCAACGUGCCGCAGGCGGUUUUUGAAUGCCUCCUAGAUGCCAGGCACUGGGUAGGCGCUGGGAGUGUAAGGGUGAAACUGACCUUAGGACUCCUUCACUGACCACUAGCAGAGACUGACAGGGACUAAGAUGGAUCUUGUACUCAGUGCUGCAGAUCAUUACUUUUUUACACCAUUCAUAUAUCCAGCCACGUGGCCAGAGGAUGACUUCUUCCGACAAACUAUUAGUCUCUUGAUUAUAACAAAUCUUGGUGCUUAUAUCCUUUAUUUCUUUUUUGCAACACUGAGCUAUUAUUUUGUCUUUGAUCAUUCAUUAAUGAAGCAUCCACAGUUUUUAAAGAAUCAAGUCUAUCGAGAGAUUAUGUUUACUGUCCAGGCAUUGCCAUGGAUAAGUAUUCCCACUGUUUCAUUGUUCCUGCUGGAGUUGAGAGGGUACAGCAAAUUAUAUGAUGAUAUAGGAGAGUUUCCAAAUGGCUGGUUUCAACUCAUUGUUAGUGUACUGUCCUUCCUCUUUUUCACUGACAUGCUGAUCUAUUGGAUUCACAGAGGCCUUCAUCAUAGACUUGUAUAUAAGCACAUACAUAAACCUCAUCACAUCUGGAAGAUUCCUACUCCAUUUGCAAGUCAUGCUUUUCACCCCGUGGAUGGCUUCCUUCAAAGUCUACCUUACCAUAUAUACCCUUUUAUCUUUCCAUUGCACAAGGUAGUUUAUUUAGGUUUAUACAUCUUGGUCAAUAUCUGGACAAUUUCUAUUCAUGAUGGUGAUUUUCGUGUCCCUCAGAUCUUAAGACCAUUUAUUAAUGGCUCAGCUCAUCAUACAGACCACCACAUGUUCUUUGACUAUAACUAUGGUCAGUAUUUCACAUUGUGGGAUAGAAUUGGAGGCUCGUUCAAAAAUCCUUCCUCUUUUGAAGGGAAGGGACCACUUAAUUAUGUGAAGAAGAUGACAGAAGAAAAAUACAACAGCCAUGCAGGAAAUGGUUGUAAAAAUGAAAAAUUAUUCAAUGGUGAGUUUACAAAGACUGAGUAAAUUACUGCCCAAUUAUUAAAUGUUUUUUAAUAAGGAAAAAUAAUCCAUAUAUAGCCAAAAGACAUAGUAAUUAAAUGCAUGUGGUUGCUGCUGAGGAAUGAUCAUAAUGGUAGAUCAAGGGAAGGUGCUAUGAGCACCAUGAUUUUAACCUCAUGCUGAAAAUACUAGAUGUUGGUCUAAGGGACAACUUAUAUUUUUCUUUCCAGCAGAUCUAUGAUUUGUAUAGUCUCAACAACCAUUUUUAAAAAGAUAGAGAAUAAAUUAUUGAGGGGAGUAGGUUAUGCCCUUUUGUCUUACUCUGCCAUAUUCAUAAAGAAAAAUUCAUUGUGUUUAAUAAUACCAAGACUAAGCACCAUAAUGAAGAAAUACUAACAUAAAGAUGGUUCCUUGUUUUAGGAAUGAUUAUGUCUGCAGUGUUGGUACAGUUUGUUCAAGUGGAAACAUCAGUGUGACAAAAAAAAUACUGAUGUAACAUAUUAGUGGCUUCCUAAAUGGCCUAAUUAAUAGUAAGUAUAAUUAGAUUAUCACUUCCUACACAUAGGAAGCUUAUACUCUGAGAAUAUUGAAAAUUCACAUUUUACUGAUGAUUAAAUAAAUUAGAAUAAAAAAAUUGAUACUGCCAUGAUUUAAUUUAGAUCUGAGAUUAUUAAAGAGUUUGAUGGUUAUUAUUUAAAACGAUCAUUUAAUAAGUAUGAAAAUGUGAAUAUAUAAAUAUGUGAAUCUGAAUAUACAGUAGUCUCCUCUUAUUCAUGGGGGAUAUGUUCUAAGACCCCCAGUGGAUGCCUGAAACUGCAGAUAAUUUCAAAUACUAUAUAUACUAUGUUUUUCUACCCAUACAUACCUAUGAUAAAGUUUAGUUUGUAAAUUAGGCACAGUAAUAGAUUAACAACAAUAACUAAUAAACUAUUAUCGUUAGAGAAAUUUGAUGCCCAAAUAAUAUCUUUGACACUACUGAUUUUUAAAUUGAUGCACUGCACUUUUGAUUCUUCAACGUCACAGACCUAUAAUUUUCGAUAGGGAAUAGUUGCCAAAUAUUUAGACAUAUCACUGAAGAAUAGUUUUGAAAUAUUCUCUCACGUCUCCCUCACUUUUCCCCACUUCCUCUGCAAAAAAAUUAACAAAUAUUUUCAUAAUGAAAUGUACAUAACAUAAAUAUUGGCAAAACAUGGUUUGUGUAGGCAUUCUUUAAGCUAUUUAUAUAAAAUCAGUAAAGGUUUACUAUGACCGUUAAGCUGUAUCAGGUAAAUAUUGUAACAACACAAAGUAUUCUUUGUACAAAUUUUAUACUAAUUUGAAACCACAGAAAUAAUUUGGGUUGUCAAAACUGAUUUAAAAUGUCCCCAAAUGCUCAAUGUCAAGGAGAGAAAGAGAGAAAUGGGUAUUACAUUCUUUUUAUGUCAUUUUAUUAGAUUUGAGUAAUUUAGUAAGAAAGAGACCAGUCAUAAAUUUAAUGCUUGGGAUCUAUAUAAAAUGUAUUUUUCUCUUUGAGUUACUAUUAUGUUUGUCUUCCUUAUAUAUACCAGUAUACUAAUUAGUAUUUUUAACUGGUAAAUGCAGCUGAGUGCUUUUUCAAUAAUCAUCCUCACCCUCUAGUAUUCCACUUUGCCCAAGAAAAGGAAGGAAAUUAAAUAAACUUUGUUGCUUAAUAAUAAUGGCAGCAACUAUUUAUUGAGGUUUUACUCUUGAUCAGGCACUGUUACAAGUACUUGACAUGAGGAAACUAGGACCCAGUUGUGCCACUUUUCCGAGAGUAUUUCUCUCAAGUAUGGAUAUGUUUCUAGUCAGUGGGCAGCCUUCCACAGUAAUUCUGAGACCCAGGCUCCUUCCAUCUUGGGGAGCUGCCUUUGCCUCAGUCUGCAAUCUUCUUUGUUGAAGGAGCACAUAAGGCAAGAGGGAAAAGUACACAAAGAAAAUGUGUAGAUCAGCCCUGGAAGUCAUACAUAUCUCUUUCGUAUGUUCCUUUGAAAACUCAGUCACAUGGCCCAUCUGACUGAAAGAGAUUCAGAGAGUCAGGGAAAUGUCUCUAAUCGUAUAGCUGGGAGGAUGAGGUAACCAGUUUCUCAAACCAUUGCUAGUUUGCCAUACUCAUAAUUUAUUCCCCUCUUUUUGAGGGUCCUGGCAAAGGUGUUGAAGAGACGUAUGAGUUCAAAAGUAUUUCAAGUUAUCUAUGAACUGGUUAUCUUCGUGUCCUUAAUUCUAUAACUCCAAUUAUAAGUGUUGAAGUUUCCUCUAGAUUCUUAUUACCGUGUAGCUAAUAGAAAAGAUAGGAUGUAAUUUAUGGAGAGAGAGAAGCUUCCUCAAAAGUAAUCAAACUAUUCUCUGCCUUCCCACCAUUUUUCUUAAAGUCUGAUCUUAUUAAGCAGUAUGAUUUUAAGCAGUCCUAACAUUAUUUGUAGACUAUCAUCACAUUCUCCUAGUCUCCAUUAGAGAAAUUAAGAGAAUAUUCAUGGAAUUGAGGAUUUAAAUUCUUUCCUACAGGAAUAUCUGAUGAAGGACUUUUUGCCUUGACUUUGAAACCUUUUAUACUUACAGGACAGAAAGGGAAAAUCAGGAUUAUAUUUUCCACUUUUAUGUUAGAAAUUGAGAAAUGGAUGGAGGUGGUACAAAACCCAGAGACCUUUACUGAAUCCUUAUCUUUCUCCCUGUGUCUCUCUUCCUGUCUCCCUGUGUGUGAAUGCUGUAAUUUCCUACUUCUCAUUGCCCUGUAUCAUGUUACUUUUUCCUCCCAUCUUCAAGAAGUCAAGACAAAUUUGGGAGAAAAUUGUGAGUUUAGUUUUUCUUACACAGAGUGAACAGUGUAGGCAGAUUAUUUAUAUAGAGAUGAUGUCUGGGAGGAAAAUGGAAAGCAGGGAGACAAAUCAGAACAAAGAUAUUUGUGAUUAAUUCAGAUGGAAGAAAAGUUUGAGGCUCUGAGAUUGAUUGUCAAAGAGAGCAUGAAAAAUAGAUGUCUAAAGAAACAAACCAACUUAAAGGAAAAAGAACUUCCUUUCCUUAUCUAAUUUCAAAUUCAAAACACUUGACUGGCAGCCUUAUAUCAUCAUUUAUUGCUUUCUAUCAUUGUUAUGCAUGCCCUAUUUAUUCUAGACCCCCAGAUUCCUUCAAAGUAGAGACCAUUUUUGAAUCACUGUUGGGUUAAAAGAUGUGUUCCUACAGAAUGUCCAGGAUAUGGUUGAAGUUCCAUAAAUGCUUUGCUAAAUGAGUUAAUGAAAUGAUAGAAAUGCCAUUCCCGUCAAUAAAUAUUUAAUGAAUCUCUAUUAGGUGCCAAACACUACACGAAGUGUAAAUAUUAAUUCCAGACUCGUAAAAGCUGUCUUUUUAGCCAACACUUUGUUUUUUCAUUUAUUUAUUAGCUGAUAUUUGGUGUGUUCCUUGGGGGAGUCACAAGGAGAACUAAAGGGAAAUCAAAACAGUCCCUACAUCAAGGAUAGACUGUCCUUUUUUUCUCACUCAAAGUCUUGCUUUCCACUGGAAACAAAACCCACCCUGGAUACAGAUCAUAUGUGAAUCAGUGAUAUGAGUACUGAUUAGAGGGGUGAAUGUGUACAGUUAUUAUGUAACAUAGUGCUCUGGAUACAAAAAAAGAUCAUAAUUAUUGAUUGAUUAUACCAAGUAAUGACAAACCUAGGAGGAUAAUCUAUAACUUUGACUGGAAGGUAAUUUAUCUCAGAAGAAUUGUAGAAGCUAAGAGUUUUGAAGUUAAACAAUUUUGAAUCCUGGCUCUGCCACUUACUAUGAUUGCAUGAUCUUGGUCUCUCUAUCUGUAAAUUAAUGAAAAUACUACCUAUGUAAUAAGAUUAAGUAAAUUAGAAACACUCAAUUAAAUGUCAAUUCACGUAAAUGGUGCUUAAUGCUGCUUUCUAGGUUCAGUGAUUAUUUUAUUACACGUAGGGUAGGCCCUCAGUAGAAACCAAUUGCGGGGAGAAAAAUGCCUAGAUAAUGCCAAUUUUACCUUAAAAUUGGAAGGUGAAAAACAUGAGGUGAACAAGAAUGGGGGAUGUAGAGGAAAAUCACAUCAGUAAAACUAAAAUUGCUACAUUAUUUACUGUAAAUUUUCUUUGUAAAAGUUGAUUUAUUGUUAAGCAAUUUUAUUUUUAAAAUGCAUUGCUAUAAACCAUAAGACCAGUCUAUAA
Molecule: messenger RNA, 5225 nt
Organism: Pteropus alecto (black flying fox)
Lineage: Eukaryota; Metazoa; Chordata; Mammalia; Chiroptera; Pteropodidae
Gene: SC5D
Product: sterol-C5-desaturase
Exons: 5
Coding region: 196-1095 (299 amino acids)
Molecular function (GO): oxidoreductase activity; iron ion binding
Source: RefSeq, a predicted model, not a curated record